Molecule: messenger RNA, 2994 nt
Organism: Vairimorpha ceranae
Lineage: Eukaryota; Fungi; Microsporidia; Nosematidae
Product: cation-transporting atpase
Exons: 1
Coding region: 1-2994 (997 amino acids)
Biological process (GO): intracellular calcium ion homeostasis
Cellular component (GO): endoplasmic reticulum membrane
Molecular function (GO): ATP binding; ATP hydrolysis activity; P-type ion transporter activity
Source: RefSeq, a predicted model, not a curated record
AUGAAGAAUUGUUUUUACAGAGUUCGGCCUUUAUGGAAACGUGUUUAUGUCUAUCCAAUUUAUGUAUUGCCUGUUCUUAUUAGACUUACCAAUUCUUUUCAUGUUGUUCCUUUGUUUACAAUAUUAUUUGCUAUUUUUCUUUCAUUACUAACGUGCUGGUCGGAUAAGAUAAAAAUACUAUUUACAGCUGACUUGUCUAAUAAACCGACACAUAUAUUGUUUAACGGAAAGCUUUGUUUAAUUUCAAAAAACACUUUUAUUUUUAAUAGAUCAAAAUAUUUAAUUGAACAAGGCAAUAUAAUCCAAUUGGUGCCUGAUACUAAAAAAAGGUUUAAAUUUUACAAAUCUGAAUAUAAAACACAUUCUUAUGUGGAAGACAGAUUUUUGCAACACUGGCCUAAAAAUUAUUUUAGUAUAGAAUCACCUACAUUUGUAAAAAUGUUUAGCCAACAUGCUACUACUCCUUUUUUUGUUUUUCAGGUAUUUUGUGGUAUUUUAUGGUGUCUCGAUGAAUACGUUUACCAAGCCUUAUUUACAUUAAUAAUGCUUGUAGCAGUCGAAGCGGGCCUUGUGUUUCAACGAAUUAUUAUUAUGAAACAGUUUAAAACAAUGAAUCAUAAGACAGUUAAGAUAGAUCUUAGUACUGAAAAGGGUAUAAAACAAAUUGAUUCUUACGAUAUAAUUCCGGGAAAUAUUAUUAGAAUCAAAAGUUGUAUUAAAGUGCCGUGUGAUUUAUUGUUGUUACGAGGCGCUUGUGCUGUAAAUGAAGCAAUAUUAACUGGCGAGUCUGUGCCAUUAACAAAGGAAGAUAUUGUAGAAGUAGAAGAUCAGCGUAUUUUUGAUUUUGAAAAAGAUAAAAAGCAUGUUUUAUUUGCUGGUACCGAGAUAAUUAAAUUAGACAAUAAUGUUAUUGAAUGUUUUGUACUUAAUACGGGAUUUGAUACGGUUCAAGGUAAAUUAAUUAAAAAAAUGAUGUGUAAUGAAGAAAUAACAGUCAACGAUAUUGAAGCUUUUGGUUUCAUAGGAAUGCUACUAGUAUUUGCUUUAGUUGCCGCUAUUUAUACAUGUAAAGAAGGACUGAAAAUGGGUAAAUCUGGUUAUAAAGUUUUUUUAGAAUGUAUAUUAAUUAUUACUAACGUUGUUCCUACAGAAUUGCCUUUAGAAUUAAGUAUGGCGGUAAAUUCGUGUGUAUCUGCACUUAAAGAACUGGGCAUUUUUUGUCUUGAGCCUUUUAGAAUACCAUACGCUGGUAAAGUUAAUGUGUGUUGCUUUGAUAAAACCGGUACACUCACUGAAACAGCACUUGAUGUUAGUCAAAUUAAGUUUACUACACCUUUUACAGCCGACGUUUUAAGAACUUGUAAUACGCUUAUUAAUUUAGAUAACAAGAUUACAGGAGACCCGCAAGAAGUUGCGAUAUAUGAAUAUAUGAACAAGAUUGUACUAAAGUCAAAUAAUAUUACAUUAUCAGAAGAUUUUGCUGUGUUAGAUAAACUUUUUAUCGACACUACAAAUAAGACAUUUCAGUAUAAAUAUACAAUUAAAAAGAAAUUUUUAUUUUCAUCAGAGUUGAAAAGAAUGACAGUUGUCUACGAAUGUAAUAAGGAGACAUACGUAUCUAUGAAAGGGGCACCCGAAGUUAUAAAAAAUUAUUUAGUAACUGUGCCUGAUUGCUAUGAUGAUUAUGAAGAUUAUGCGAAAAAUGGCUACAGAGUAAUUGCACUGGCACAUAAACCUUUUAAAAAGCGAACACCGUUUAAUAGAGCAGAAGUAGAAGAAAAUUUACAUUUUGCUGGAUUUAUUUUGUUUGAUUGUAAAAUUAAAGAACAUGCAAAGGAGACUAUUUCCGAUUUACAAAAUAGUGGACAUAAAGUAGUUAUGAUUACUGGUGAUAAUAUUUUGACAGCGCUGGCUGUUGCUAGAAAACUUGGCAUUAUAAAUUCAGACGACGAUAAAGUCGGAGUAGAAGGAAAAGAUAUUGAUAAAGUCUUAAGUUUAGAUAUAUUUGAGCAAUAUAAGGUAUUUGCACGAGCAGAUCCUGAACAUAAAGAAAAAAUUCUAGAGAGAUACAAUAAAAAGGGCUAUUUCACUUUAAUGUGUGGAGAUGGUACUAAUGACGUUGGUGCAUUAAAAUCUGCACACAUAGGUGUAGCAUUGGUAGAGGCACAAAUAAGUACGAAACCUAAAAUUGUUAUAAAAGAACAUUCUACGCCUAAACAAGCACUGUUACAGAAGAUAGCAGGUGAAAUGAACGACCAAACACAAAUAAAAAUGGGUGAUGCAAGUGUAGCUGCACCUUUUACAGCUAAAACCAAAUCUUUAGAAUGUAUUUUAAAUGUGAUUAGACAAGGCAGAAGUGCAUUAGUUACUACGAUACAGAUGUACAAAAUUUUAGCUCUUAAUUCCCUAGUCAAUGCAUUUUCUCUUUCCGUUUUAGAUUGUAUGGGAAUAAGAUAUGGCGAAUAUCAAUUAGUAGUUUCAGGAUUAUUAGUCGCUCUUGCUUUUACAUUUUUGUCUAAAAAUGUUCCACUUAAAGAAAUUAGUAAAAAGAGGCCAUUGACUACAAUUUUCAGCAAGUACAUGAUGCUUUCUAUUUUUUUACAAGUAAUAGUUCAUAUUUUUUCGUAUUUAAUAGUUCUAAAAAGGUUAAAAUGUGUUGAGACUAUUGUCUACGAAGAAAAAUUUAAACCUAGUGUAACUAACACUGCUUUAUUUUUACUAAGUACAUCUCAACAGAUAUCUACAUUCUUAGUAAAUUAUAUUGGAAGACCUUUUAGAGAAAGUUUGGUAGAAAAUAGAAAGUUAAUGGGUUGUUUAUGUCUGUUGUACGGAAUUAUUUUUUAUAUUUUAUUUGAUGUAAAUGAAGAAUUUUCUAGUAUGAUGGAAGUUAUUUCGCUAGAUAGUCUAAAAAGCUUUUUACUGUUUGUUAUUAUAACUGAUCUUGGUGUUUGUUUUUUUAUUGAAAAGAUAUGUUUUAGGUUGUUUAUGAUUUAA